Symbiodinium sp. CCMP2592 is the source of this 792-nucleotide messenger RNA. The record is from the annotation of a GenBank genome assembly. NCBI's taxonomy places the organism in Eukaryota, Dinophyceae, Suessiales, Symbiodiniaceae.
AUGGUCAUUGUGUACCGCCAGCCAGUCCUCCGUGGGACUUUCAGUCAGAUGGACGUCCAGGUGCGAGGGCGUGUGCCGCACCAGAAAUCGCCGCGAAUCAACCUGAGACAGAAGGUCUCGCAAAGUGCACCAGAGGUCGGCAUCGGCCCCGCCUGGAGCGCUGCCACAUUCCUGAAUGUGCGCAACACCGUUGCGGACAUUAUCCGCGUCAGUCCAGACUAUGCAAGGAUGACCAGUAUAAAGAAGGCCAUCCCAUUGAUCGAGAACCCACUCAUGACCGAGCCGCGCCGCAGCAAAGCGAGGGCAGUGGCGAAUGCGGUGUUCGACCGAAUCUUCCACACCACAAUGCGCACAGAGUCCGCUCUGGCACAAAUCGAAGUGCUUCCGACAGCCGAGAACAAGAAGGUCCCCAUCCGUGUCAAAAGGUCAAACGUGGAGAAGCUCAUCGCGGCGGCUGUUGAAGCAACCCAGGAAGCAUCGAACAACAGCUCCUUGAAGAGGCGAAUUCGCCAGCGCUUGCACAAAAAGCUGGGCUCCAUCCUCUCGAAGAAAGACUUCGCAGCUGCAAUGGACAAGUUCAAGCAGAUGACCGACGAUGUGUCACCGACGAACACCCCGCAGACCUCGAACUCCGAGGAUGAAGCAAAGCACACUGAGGCCUCGAGCUCCAAGGACACCAGGUCCGCUUUUCCACUCCCAGUGGAGCGAACCUUCAUCCACUUCCAAAUUUAUCCGACAUGCCAGAGGCGUUCCAGCUCCGUGCCGACGCGGGGCCGAAGCGGGAGCAUGUGA